AUGUUUUUGAUCAAAUUUGCAAAUUCAGUUUUAUACAUUCUUAGUCUAAAUUGUUGGCUUAGAGCAUUUGUCCCUGGUGCUUGCAUAUAUGAGGUUGUUGGUUCAACUCUGGCAGAAGGCAAGUUUGUUAUAAGAACAGGUUUAGAGAAGGGCUAUCUAUGUGCCAUCAGUUUGGAGCCAUGGGCUAUGGAGGGUAUUAGGGUAAGGGUAGACCUACAAAAGGGGGAAAGAUUUGCCAAUGUUGAUUUUGCAAUGGCAUCUGGCUUGAAGCAUUGGAUGGAACUGCGCUUGCACGUCUCAGACUACGACAUUAAUUUGGCAGCUGUCGCGAAAUUUCAUCUCCCGGUGCACAAAGCAUCAUGUUGGUAUAAGUUCUUAUACCAUUGGUUGCACGGCAUGGGGAUGACAGAUGACAAGGCCCCUGAACAAAUCUGGGCGAUAUUAAAUAAUACCGGAGGCAGCACUCAUGAGAUGACCUUGGGACAUUGUCACGACAUCAUCAAUGAUCACCACUCAGACAUGAAUAGACAAGCAUCAAACUUGCUGCAGAGGCAUGAAGAUGGUAUAGAUGCCAUGGGCACAGGGAUGGUGGGAGCAGUUGUGGAGGGUAUGGAGUUGCAAAAGCUCAGGGAGGAUCUUCUGAACGAGUUGGAGUUGGCUGAUGAGAAGUUGCUAGAGGACUCGGAGCUGGGACACCGCUUUAUGAUAUAA
Heterobasidion irregulare TC 32-1 is the source of this 711-nucleotide messenger RNA. RefSeq lists its product as uncharacterized. The transcript is spliced from 10 exons. NCBI's taxonomy places the organism in Eukaryota, Fungi, Basidiomycota, Agaricomycetes, Russulales, Bondarzewiaceae. Bases 1 to 711 code for a protein of 236 amino acids. The record is from RefSeq and is a predicted model, not a curated record.